Messenger RNA from Quercus lobata, 1502 nucleotides. RefSeq names its product protein DMR6-LIKE OXYGENASE 1-like. The record is from RefSeq and is a predicted model, not a curated record. The transcript has 3 exons. NCBI's taxonomy places the organism in Eukaryota, Viridiplantae, Streptophyta, Magnoliopsida, Fagales, Fagaceae. The coding region runs from base 244 to 1287 and encodes 347 amino acids.
AUACCAAAAUACUACAAAGAACAAAUCGAUAGAAUGCUAAAAAAUUGAGCAAAGAAAAAACCAUUCUUAUCUAUAUAAUUUGCCUCAUCACUACAUAAGAACAAAGAAGAUUCUAGCAAAUAACAUUUUGACAAGGUCAAAAUAAAACACCACCUAAUACCACCAAUCAUAGGCUCUGCUUUUGUUAUAAAAUCAACAAAAGGAAAAAUACCCAUCACAUUUCUUUGUCAUUGAGUUUCAGCCAUGGGAGAGGUAGACUCAGCUUUCAUACAACCCAUUGACCACAGGCCAAAGCUCAAGCCCAUCGAGGUAACUGAUGAAAUCCCAGUUCUUGACCUCUCCAGUGUGCUCAACUCUGAAAACAGUGACCAACAACUCAUCUCUGAGAUUGGCAGUGCAUGCCAGACCUGGGGGUUCUUCCAGGUGAUCAACCAUGGAGUCCCAGCUGAGCUUCUCAGAAAAGUAGAGGCUGUGGCUAAGGAAUUCUUUGCUGGGUCUUUUGAGGAGAAGAGGAAGGUGCAAAGGGACGCUUUGUAUCCCAUGGGGUACCAUGAUAGUGAGCACACUAAAAACGUUAGGGACUGGAAGGAGGUGUUUGAUUUUUUGGCCCAUGAUCCCACAGAGGUACCAGCCUCGCAUGAACCUGAUGAUGAGGGAAUUAGAGUUUUGACCAAUCAGUGGCCUCAGUACCCGCCCGAGUUCAGGGAAAUAUGUGAGGAGUAUGGCCGAGAAGUAGAAAAGCUGGGUUUCAAGUUAUUGGAACUUAUUUCCCUGAGUUUAGGCUUACCAGAAGAUCGGCUAAAGGUCUUCUUCAAGGACCAAACCAGCUUUCUCCGGUUCAACUACUAUCCUCCAUGCCCUUCCCCCCACCUAGCUCUUGGUGUUGGCCGCCAUAAAGAUGGCGGCGCCUUAAGUGUCCUUGCACAAGAUGAUGUUGGGGGACUCGAAGUGAGGCGGAAAUCAGAUGGAGAGUGGAUUCCCGUUAAGCCUAUCCCAGAUGCCUAUAUCAUUAAUAUUGGUGAUGCUGUUCAGGUUUGGAGCAAUGACAAGUAUGAGAGUGUGGAGCACAGGGUGGUGGUGAAUUCUACCAAGGCAAGACUGUCUAUUCCAUUCUUCUUCUUCCCAGCCCAUUAUACCAUGGUGAAGCCUCUAGAGGAGCUAGUCAAUGAACAGGACCAUGCCAAAUACAGAGAAUUCAACUGGGGAAAAUUUGUUGCCAAUAGAAACCGAAGUGAUUUCAAGAAGCAAGACGUGGAAAACAUCCAAAUUUCUCAUUUUAGAAUAUAAGAGUAAUUGUGGCAGUGUAAGGUUUAUAAAUCUACUAGCAAGAAUGGGUUGUUUUAAAUUCUUGCAUUUGACAUGCUAAUAAAUAAAGAGUCUCAGGCUGUGGAUACAUAUCAAAAGACUCAUAUUGGUUAUCCUGUAACUUAUUUCUGGAUGUAUAUCUUUCUGUUUUGAAGUGUUUUGUUUAGCCCAAUUUCAAUAAGAAUUUUGAAGUGGAA